AUGGCGACGUUCAGCUUGCAGCGUCUAUAUUACGAUGGCAAACCGCAGACAUGCACUUCGGGCAAAACCUUCCAGUCUAUCAACCCCGCGACCGAAGAGGUUCUCGCAGACGUGAGCAUCGCAUCGAACGCAGACGUCGACGAGGCAGUUAAGUCGGCUCGGGCAGCGUUUCCGUCGUGGUCAAAGACUCCCCAUGUUGCCCGCGCGCGUAUCCUCCUGAAGGCGGUGCAGCUGCUCCGUGAUCGAAACGACGAGAUAGCCAAAGUCGAGACUGCAGAUACGGGCAAGCCCUUCUCAGAGACCAGCGCCGUGGACGUGACCACCGGAGCCGAUGUUCUAGAGUACUUUGCCAGCAUGGUUGCCGGCGGCGGACUGAACGGAGAGACUGUACAGCUACGAGAGGAUGCGUGGGUGUAUACAAAGAAGGCACCUCUAGGGGUAUGCGCUGGAAUUGGCGCCUGGAACUAUCCCAUACAGAUUGCUCUCUGGAAAUCAGCUCCCUGUUUGGCCGCCGGGAACACGAUGGUGUACAAGCCUAGCGAAUUCACGCCGCUCCAUGGCGAGAUUCUCGCAGACUUAUACACCAAAGCCGGCCUUCCGUCUGGCGUCUUCAAUGUGGUCCAUGGCGCUGGAGAUGUAGGCGCCUAUCUCACCGCACACCCGUCGAUCGCGAAGGUCUCCUUCACCGGUCAAGUGGCAACCGGUAAGAAGGUCGCUGGCUCUGCGGCUGGCAAUAUGAAGUACGUUACCAUGGAACUCGGAGGGAAGAGUCCCUUCAUCAUUCUUCCAGAUGCAGAUCUAGAGAGUGCGGUUGAUGGCGCUCUGUUAGCGAACUUCUUCAGUACGGGUCAAGUCUGCACCAAUGGAACUCGGGUCUUUGUGCCUUCGAAUAUGAAGUCGGACUUUGAGAGUCUGCUGGUCAAGAAGAUGCAGUACGUUAGGGCUGGGGAUGUGAUGGAUCCAGCGACGAAUUUCGGGCCACUUGUAUCUGCUGUGCAUUUCAAGAAGGUCUCUGAUUACAUCAAGCAUGGCAUCGAGCAGGACAAGGCAAAGCUGUUAUAUGGUGGACUGAAGAAGCCUGAGCCAGCCUCAUCGUCAACGUUCGAGAAGGGAUACUGGAUUACACCCACCGUGUUCACGGACUGCAGGGAUGACAUGAGGAUCGUCCAGGAAGAGAUUUUCGGCCCUGUGAUGUCGAUUCUGUACUACGAGUCCGUGGACGAAGUUGUCCGACGAGCGAACGACACCCCCCUCGGCCUCGCGGCUGGCGUGUUCACUCAGAAUAUCAACCUUGCCCAUCGAGUUAUCGACCAGCUCGACGCCGGGAUCACCUGGAUCAAUUCAUGGGGGGAGUCGCCGGCCGAGAUGAGCGUGGGUGGAUGGAAGCAGAGCGGCGUUGGCGUUGAGAACGGCCGGAGAGGGAUCGAGGCAUGGGUGAGAACGAAGAGCACCCUGGUCGACAUGAGCGGUGUAGUAGCCACAAGUUUUACGAAGCUGUGA
This is a messenger RNA of Arthroderma uncinatum, 1500 nucleotides long. RefSeq names its product betaine aldehyde dehydrogenase. The transcript is spliced from 2 exons. Gene Ontology annotation, molecular function: aldehyde dehydrogenase (NAD+) activity. Lineage: Eukaryota; Fungi; Ascomycota; Eurotiomycetes; Onygenales; Arthrodermataceae. The record is from RefSeq and is a predicted model, not a curated record. Bases 1 to 1500 code for a protein of 499 amino acids.